GACGGGAAUGGAGACGGGGACGGGGACGGGGACGGAGACGGGAACAUGGUAGUUGCAUUAUCCUGGAAUGGGUCGUAGGGGCCCGCCUGCGACGGGUCCGGGUAGUUGCUGUAUUGGUAGGGGCUUUCUCUUUCUGGCGGGUGCAGCGGCACCGACGCGUGUGCUUCCGAUGUCCGCGGAUCGGGCCCCAAGCCGGCGGCGACAGACUGGGUCUGAGUCCAGCCGCUGUUGUUGGGCCCGAUAUCGUGGAGCGGCACCGGGCUUGACGUCAUGACGCCGAAGUGAUUAAUUCGCUAAUCCUUUGCGCUCCAUCUUUAGCAAUUAAUUGCGGUGCUUAUAGGUGUAGGUUCAGACUUUGAUCGAGGAAUUGGCAUGUAAGGAAGUGGAGCGCGU
Molecule: messenger RNA, 393 nt
Organism: Lasiosphaeria miniovina
Lineage: Eukaryota; Fungi; Ascomycota; Sordariomycetes; Sordariales; Lasiosphaeriaceae
Exons: 1
Coding region: 68-274 (68 amino acids)
Source: RefSeq, a predicted model, not a curated record